CGAAAAAUCACCUGCAAGAAUCUAGCCUAGGCCUAUGCUGUGGGUUUUUUUAUACUGGGCCUACUGAGAGUUUCCUGAACAAAAUAGUACUUUACAGCACUUUUUGUUUAGAAUGUAGUUUUAUAAAAGAAUCAAAAUUGAAUGUAUGAGAGUGGAAUUUUGUCAUGAAAGAUGAAAGAUAGCAUUGAGAGUACCGAAGUCAUAGCCUUGGCUGGACGUGAGGGAUUUUAACUAGAUUUCUAGAUCUAUUAGCUCCCCUGUUGGCAAUUUUACUAGUUUUAAUUGAUUUCGCUAAGAGAUAAUUCAAUCUUUUACUGGGAUCUAAAUGUUUCAGAAUGUGAUAUAUUCGGUUAGUUACAUCUCACCCCUUUAUGAUCUUGCUGAAGGAAGAAUGAGAGAGUUGUCAUCACUGGCUGAAAACACUGACUUUCAAUAAGAGCCUGAAUCUCCUUCUAGCCUGUCACAAUGGGGGGAGGCUUCUGUGGUUCUGAGUCAAAUGCUAUGAGUGUCAAGGAAGGCGUCAUUCAAAAUGAGUGUUUCGUCGAUGUCUUGAACAUUAUCCCACAUGCUCUCCUUGCUCUUGUGUGCAUCUUUAUUCUCACCGUUUGGAACCACUCUGUCAUUGGGAAGCUCAAAGUGAAGACCUGGGUCCACUUCCAGUGGCACAAUGCUCGCUGGAUUUUCACCCUUGCCCUCAUCACAACAAUUAUUGUAGAGAUUGCAGAGGGUUUUAUCAGUGACCUCAACGACACAGACUCCACAAACUAUCAUGCUUUUGUCCCAGCGUGUGUCUCAUUUUUAGGUGCUUUACUCAGCAUCAUAUUCUACCACAAUGUGGAGCAGUGGAAUUCACCUAAGUUCCUGUUGGUUUUACUCAUCUACUGGCCAAUGGCUGUUGUGCUGAAAGGCUUGAAGGCUUUGUCGAUUUAUCGAAAUGACUUGACAGUAAAUCACCUCAAGGUGUGGCUGGCCCUCAUUGACAUUUUAUUUUAUUCGCUGUUGUUGGUGAUUGAAUUAAAUGUUUUACGAAUCCAGCGAUACUCGUUCUUUAAAAAGCCGCGAAGAAUGAGACCACCGUCAGACUUGGAAAACACAAAGUACCUUCAGUCAUAUGUGAACUUCAUGUCUCAGGCUGUGUACUGGUGGAUCACAGAUCUGCUCAUUAAGGGGUUCAAAAAUCCAUUAACCCUGAAAGAUUUGGGCAAACUACCUCAGAGUGAAAGGUCUACACGAAUGUAUAAGAAACUGCAAAUGAUAUUCGAAGAAGAAAAGUUCAAGUCAAGACAACGAAAUAAAAAUCCAUCUUUGAUGUUCAGCUUUCUGAGGGCAGCUUGGCCUAUGCUAAUACUCUCUGGACUGUUUCGCCUCAUUGGAGAUUGUCUGGCCUUUGUUGGCCCCCUCCUCAUCGAACAGAUUGUUGACUAUGCUUAUGAAAUGGAGGAGCAAAAGUCUAGUCCUGUCCCAGAUGUAGUUGUGGCAACUACUGUUUCAAAUUCGACGAAAUCAAAGGUGUAUACCUAUGUCACAGUGCAGCAGUUUUUCUGGAAUGGUUACGUCUUGUCUGUUGUCUUGUUCCUGGCUUCCUUACUGCAGCAAACACUCCUGCAGAAUCACCAUUUCAUUGUUAUACGAGAAGGGAUCCGUGUUCGUACCGCUGUGCAGGCCAUGGUGUACAGCAAGGCUCUCAAGCUCUCCACUCUGGUCCUGAGUAAUGGCCAGUCCACUCUGGGACAGAUCAUGAACCACAUGUCCAUCGACUCCACCUUCCUCAUGUUCUUUUUUUUCUUUGUCCACUACAUCUGGGCACUGCCAAUACAGGUGAGCCUGUCUCUGCUUCUCAUGUACUACAAACUGGGUCUGGCUGCUGUCAUUGGAGGGCUCUUUGUGAUAUGUGCUGCGCCCCUCAUGUACCUGCUCGGUGUGUGUAUGUCACGGAUGCAGAAGAAAGUCAUGCUGCAUUCGGAUAGCAGAGUGAAGAAAGUGAAUGAAGUGGUUCAGGGCAUGAAAGUGAUCAAGCUGCUAGCCUGGGAGCCUGGCUUUAUCCAAUCUGUGGGGCUUUCCCGGUCUGCUGAGAUGUCCUACCUCUUGCCUCACACAGUGUUCAAGGCUUUGAUGGGUUUUAUUGGUAUUUGUGCUCCAGUCAUUGGCACUCUGCUGACGUUCAUGUUGUACCCGAUGCUGGAGGACAAGCCACUGACCGCUGGAGCCACAAUGUCUGUCCUGGCCAUCUUCAAUCUCCUGCAAGGUCCACUACAGAUCAUGUCUCUGUUAUCUGCGUCCAUUGCCAAUGCUCAGGUGAGCUGUGGACGCUUGCUCCCCUUCCUCAUGUCUGAAGAAAUCAAUCGACCUCACGAAUCCUUGCCAAGUUUAUCCAAGUCGUGCAGCGUUGGUUUUGAUUCAGCUCCUUCUGGCCAUGCGACGGUUGACAAACUGGACUCUGUAAUCAGCACAGACGGAAAGAGCCAAACUGCACAGAUGGAACUUCUUCCGCUAGAGAACCGAUCGUGUCGUAGCAGUAUUUGCUCAAACGCCAGUGCCAAAAUGCCUUCUUCGCCCACUCAGUCAAGACAAAACAGCACAGAUCUCCCAGCUAAAAAUAAAGGAGAGACAGUGAUAAUGAGCACCAGCCUGGGCAGUGCCAGCGGUUCUAGUCUCCUGGAGCCCAAGCGUAUGGGUCUGUCUCGGAACGCGACCAGCUCCGAGCUGCUUGACGUCAAACCCUCCAACGCUCUCCUCAGGAAGUCUAGUGCCCCGGCCUUGGCUGUGUCCGAGUUCACGGGUGAGUACAAAGGUGAUUAUAAGCGGAGGCGUCACCAUAGCAACCGUUCUGUUGACGAGGAGGAUCCAGUGAUAGAAGACUACUCUCUGAUGGAGCUUCAGACAGUCAUUGAUGUACAGGGAGGGAAUUUCUCCUGGGACCUCAAACAGGAGGAUGUUGCUCUCAACGAUAUCACAGUCAAGAUCCCCACAGGAAAACUGAGCAUCGUUGUUGGUCAGGUGGGCUCCGGGAAGUCGUCCUUGCUCUCAGCUUUCUUGGGAGAGAUGAUUCAAGUCUCUGGGAACAUGCACAAGUCUAAAAACAUGAAGGUGGCAUAUGUGUCACAACGGCCCUGGUUGCUCAACGCUUCACUGAAGGAUAACAUCCUAUUUGGAAAGCCGUUUGUGUGGAGGAAAUACAGAAAAGUAAUAUCUGCCUGUGCUCUUGGACCGGAUAUUGAAAUCUUACCUGCCGCUGAUAACACAGAGAUUGGGGAGAAGGGUGUGAACCUAAGUGGGGGACAGAAGCAGCGAGUCAGCAUAGCCAGGGCUCUUUAUUCAGAGGCAGACACUGUCUUUUUGGAUGACCCAUUGUCAGCCCUGGACAGCCACGUUGGUCGUCACGUGAUGGAAGAAGCCAUCAUGAAGCGCUUGGUGCGGAGGAACAGGACAGUGGUGCUGGUCACUCAUCAUCUGCAGUACCUCAGCCAUGCACACCAGGUGAUUGUCAUGGCCAAUGGUCACAUCCACUUCCAUGGCAAAGUCGGGGAGGUGAAGAAGUUUGACCCAGACCUGUAUGAUGUCUGGAGAAAGGCCAUCAGAGAUGCUAAGGCUUCAGAAAUUAGUCAGCGUCUAGAGAUUGGUGACUCAUUGGCGCUGGAGCGCAAACACAGCGGAGGUAGCCAGGUCAGUCAUGAUACCAUUGUCCGCCCCUCCUCCUCCCAGUCGCUUAGACGUUUUUCUCAGCUGAGCGUUCCCGGGUUGCCCGGCGGCCUUCAGGGCAGCGGCCGCAAAAUGUCAGCCAUGUCUGUGAUGACAGAAGCCAGUAACGAGGACGGGUAUGAUGACUUCCCGGAGGAUGAGGAAGAUGGAGCUUUACCCAAAGAGCCAUCAGUGGGGCAGCCAGAGGAGAAGGGAAAGCUGAUAAAGCAAGAGCACAAAGAGACAGGGGCAGUGACGAUGUGGGUGUACCUGCGCUAUCUGCAGGCCUGCUCCUUCACACUCUGUUUCCUCUCCCUGUUACUUCAGGUGCUGUACCACACACUUAUCGUCAGUUCCAAUUUUUGGCUCUCGGUGUGGGCGGCUGAUGCGGAGGUUCACGUAAGAAACGCCACGCUGUACCAGAGUUUUGGAAAUAACACCAAUGUCACUCAGCCGUUUGACAACUCUCCGUACCUGAUGACUUUUGUAUACCUGUCCAUCGGCUCGACCGUGGCCACGCUGCUGGGCUGUCUGGUCAUCUACCACACGGGCUACGUGGCCUCCAAGGUCAUGUUCACCAACCUGCUGGCCAACGUCAUCCACUUGCCCAUGAGGUUUUUUGACACAAACCCAAGUGGAAGGAUUUUGAACAGGUUUUCAUCUGACAUUACAGCCAUUGAUCAAAGACUGGGUGGACACGUGGAGAACUUGCUGCGCUGUGUGUUCUUUACUCUGUCGGCUGUGGUGGUCAACACUGUGACCACGCCCUACUUUAUCUUUGCUGCUGUUCCUUUCUUCAUCCUCUAUUACUGUUUGCAGAGAUUCUUUCGAGCCAGCGCUAGAGAGCUUCAGCGUCUGGACAGCGUGACGAAGUCUCCAAUCUUCUCCCAUUUCUCUGAGACGGUCAAUGGUUUGUCUAUCAUCAGAGCUUUUGGGGUGCAGCCAGAGUUCAAAAGACGCGCAUUUAAAGCCAUCGACACAAAUAUCAUCCCAUUUUUGUUUAUCCAUACAGCGAAUCGUUGGCUAGGUGUCAGACUCGAUUUCAUGAGCUGCCUGCUUGUGUUCAUCUCAGCAGUGGCAAGCUUGAGUUCGGGGCUGCACGGGCUGGCUAACCCAGCCUUUAUUGGUCUGUGUAUCACAUACACUCUGAUGGUGUCCGGGCAGCUCAACUGGAUCGUGCGCAUCACCACUGAGGUCGAGAUGAGCAUGAACUCGGUGGAGCGUGUUGUGGAGUACACAGACAUGAUUCCUGAACCCACCAUGUCUGCUCAAGGUCCAGUACCAGUGCCAGACAAGUGGCCGAGUGUGGGCAAGAUUGAGUUCCAGAACGUGACUCUGAGCUACGACAUAGACCUGGAGCCGGUGCUCCUGAAUGCUAGCUUCAUCAUACAAGGAGGGGAGAAGAUUGGAGUGUGCGGUCGCACAGGGAGCGGCAAAUCUUCCACCACCCUGGCCCUGUUCCGCAUGCUGGACUUGAAUGAUGGCCUCAUUCUGCUGGACGGAGUGGACAUCAUGCGAGUGCCACUGCACACCCUGCGGGCGCGGCUAGCCAUCAUACCACAGGACCCCGUGCUCUUCACAGGGACGCUCAGGUUUAACCUUGACCCCAACUCCCAGGAGCCGGACGACAAAUUGUGGUCAGCAUUAGAGUCGGUGGAGAUGAAGGACACCGUCACGUCGUUACCAGAUCAGCUGGACUCAGCUGUCGCGGAGGGUGGGGAGAAUUUCAGUGUGGGCCAGAGACAGCUGCUGUGCAUGGCCCGAGCUUUCCUCCGAGACUCGCAGGUCAUCGUGAUGGACGAAGCCACGGCCUCCAUAGACAUGGAGACUGACAGCAAGAUCCAGAGCAUCAUCCAUAGCCCUGUCCUGCAGAACCGGACCAUCAUCACCAUCGCUCACCGCAUGUCGACAAUCAUGAAUUAUGAUCGGGUCAUGGUGUUGGAGUACGGAGACCUCAAGGAGUUUGCACCGCCCUCUGAGCUGUUGGCAGACGUCGAGACAAUUUUUCACAGUUUGGUACACGGAGCUUGUGAUGCAGACCUUAAGUGAAUCGGGGUUAUUUUUCAUCUCAUAGAUGCAGACCUCAGAUGGUCUUUUUCAUCUCAUAGCUCCUGAGGAAAGUUACAGACAACUCUCUUUCCACUUCUUUGGACACAAGUUUGAGUGAGCUCAUCUCUACCUGCUGACUGCAAAAGGAAGUAAUGUGGCAAGUCAUAUAUUCUGAUGAUGCGGUCCUCAAGACAACCCAUAGCAAUAUGUUGAGCCAGUAGAACUUCAUGUACUAGACUCUUUGUUGACUUUUUUCGUACUCAAAUGAAUUCAUCUUGAUCUGAACUCAUGGGCACACAUUUUUUCUUGAACUCUGAUUGAUUAAUCUUGACUUGAACUCCUGUGAGUUCAUUUGGGGUUGAAACUCUCUCUUCCCAUGUUUUCAUCUUAGGAUUCUUGCUGACAAGUUGUUUUUGUCUCUGAGAGUCUUCUAGUGAUUUCAUUUUUACUCCCAGAUACAAUAGGAUUCAUCUUUACAUGAUGACAGUAGGAUUUUGUGUAGAGCCUCGUUUCUUCCUUUAUGUGAUAAUGGAAUAGAAUCAUUCAUCCUGACCUUCAAGCUCUAUUUGAGUUUGGACCUUCAAGCUGUAUUAAAGCUUGGUGGUCGAGCCUAACAACUAAUGUAGAGCUCAGGCACAUUCACAUUUUGUUACCAGCCCCCAAUCAAAUGUUACGUUUUACUUUACUAUUUCCUUCUGCUGGUACGGGUGGUGGGUGUUAUGGGGAGAAACAUUCAUCGGUCAGUCACAAGUGGAGUUACUCGUAGGAUGGUCAGGUCGUGAGCUCCAACGGUGUCCUUCUCAGAGUCGAUCCAGUGAUAAAGCAGUCUCCUUUUGUUUCUGUGAUGCAAAUGUUAUACAAACAAAAAUAAACACUUGUCUUUUUAUCUGCCAUUUUGAUAUGUAGCUCAGGAAGAAGUUUAUGUGCAAUUCUAUUUCUUCGCUGGCACGACCCACAAUGUUGUUUAGGGCACCUCUCUGUCUUCACAGAUGAAGAACUUCAAUGAAGGUAAACUUUUGAUUAUUUUGACCCCCACGAGUCCUCGUGUUCAAUAUUUGACAAUUUGUGUUACAACGUGGUAGAAUCGUGCACUUGUCAAUUUUUUGGGCAUAUGGAGUUGUUUUAAUCUUAAAGCUUGUUCAUUUGUCUUGCUUUUGAUGAAAGAAAAA
Messenger RNA from Aplysia californica (California sea hare), 6896 nucleotides. RefSeq names its product ATP-binding cassette sub-family C member 9. Bases 466 to 5727 code for a protein of 1753 amino acids. Gene Ontology annotation, cellular component: membrane. The record is from RefSeq and is a predicted model, not a curated record. Gene Ontology annotation, biological process: transmembrane transport; potassium ion transport. Gene Ontology annotation, molecular function: sulfonylurea receptor activity; ABC-type transporter activity; ATP hydrolysis activity. The transcript has 39 exons. NCBI's taxonomy places the organism in Eukaryota, Metazoa, Mollusca, Gastropoda, Aplysiida, Aplysiidae.